This is a messenger RNA of Mya arenaria, 419 nucleotides long. RefSeq lists its product as uncharacterized. The record is from RefSeq and is a predicted model, not a curated record. The transcript is spliced from 3 exons. The coding region runs from base 94 to 369 and encodes 91 amino acids. Lineage: Eukaryota; Metazoa; Mollusca; Bivalvia; Myida; Myidae.
UCGCAAAAUCGAGUGGCGCAUGCGCAGCCGAUUAUUUAAAAGAGAAGGAUAUUUUGUGUGUGGACGAUAUAUUCUUCAAAAUAUCGCUAAACUAUGAAAGCUGCAUUUUGUUUCUUGGCUUUGGCUGUGGCCUACGCGUGCGCAGAAACAUGCACAGAGACCUCUACAUGUGAUACCACUGUCACAACAUGCGGAGGCACGGCAGCCCUUGCUUGCGUAAAUAGAGUAUGUACCUGUUCGAAUGGCGAUGGCACUGGAGCUCUAAAUUGCACGAUGAAUGCUGACUGUCACCACCAACACCUUCACCACUGCAACAAAGGUCACUGGAUGUGUCAAGCUGGCCAUUGUCAUUGCGGCCAGGCACCAUGAGAAUUGUUCCGCUGUUAAUUGUACACAAUGCACAAUAAAUAUAAUCGCAG